GAGGUCGCCAAUCACGUUGUCGUUGUAUCGGUCCAGGAGGAAGAGGGGGACACGAAGGAAGAGAGCGGGGUCUUUUGAAAAUCGGCUUCGGUUAUACCAUCACACGAAUGUCGGUGACAGUCGCGCGCGCUCGCGAUCGUGAUACGGAGGUUUCGUUCGUCGGAGUCGUCAUCUCGGAAUUUUUCUCCGCUCGAGCGCAAAUUUUCAAAAUCGUCACUCUCCUCGUAGUCGAUAUUUUCGAGGAGAAAAUAUAUAAUAUAUGUGGAAGAGAAAGAGUGACUAAAAUUUUGAAGAGAGACAUACGAUUCUAAAAGAACGAGAGAUACAGAGAGAUAAAAAAAGACAAGUGUAUCAAGUGUAGCGCACGGAUUAUUUGCUUUAAGCAACAUGGAGCUCAAGGGUCUCAACGGCCGGCUAGCGUUUGCUAUCGCGGCGGCCGCUCUCGGCUCAUCGUUUCAGCAUGGAUACAACACCGGUGUAGUUAAUGCACCUCAACAGCUAAUUGAGGACUGGAUCAAAGACCUGAAGACGAACCGUACGGGUGUUCCGACGGAAAAGACAGAGGUGACGUUAAUCUGGUCGUUGGCGGUAUCGAUAUUUUGCGUCGGUGGAAUGAUAGGCGGUGCUCUGGUGGGCUGGGUAGCGGAUCGCUUCGGCAGAAAAGGCGGUCUGUUGCUGAACAAUAUCCUGGUCCUAGUGACUGUGAUCUUCGAGGGUAGCGCCAAGGCGGCGAAGAGCUAUGAAAUGAUAAUCGUCGGCAGAUUCCUGAUCGGUAUAAACUCCGGAUUGAACGCUGGCUUGGCGCCGAUGUAUCUGGCCGAGAUCUCGCCUGUGCAUCUACGCGGUGCUGUGGGCACCGUCUACCAGUUGGUCAUCACCAUCUCGAUUCUGGUAUCGCAGAUCCUCGGCUUGGAGCAGAUCCUCGGUACCGCCGAGCAAUGGCCGUUGUUGCUGUGCCUGACGAUCGUACCGGCAUUCUUCCAGAUAUGCACGCUACCUCUCUGUCCCGAGAGUCCCAAGUACCUGUUGCUCAACCGCGGCAAGGACAUGGAUGCGCAAAGAGCGCUGUCCUGGUUGCGUGGCACGAUCGAAGUGCAUGACGAGAUGGAAGAAAUGCGAGCAGAGUACGAGUCGGUGAAAUUGGUGCCGAAGGUCACUGUGCGCGAGCUAUUUGUAAAUCCAGCGCUUCGUAUCCCGUUGUUCAUCUCGAUCAUGAUUAUGUUCGCUCAGCAGCUAUCCGGCAUAAAUGCCGUAAUGUUUUUCUCAACGAAGAUCUUCAGGAUGGCGCAACUCGACAAGCAUGCCGCCCAGAACGCCACGAUGGGAGUCGGCGCGAUGAACGUCUUCAUGACCAUCAUCUCUUUGGUGUUGGUAGAGAAGGCAGGCAGAAAAACGCUACUCUUGGUCGGAUUCUUCGGCAUGUUCGUGGAUACCGUUCUACUCGCCAUUUGUCUCGUAUUCGCCGACACAUCGCGAGUGGCAGCAUAUUUCUCAAUUGUGCUUGUCAUCAUGUUUGUCGUUCUCUUCGCCACCGGACCAGGAAGUAUUCCGUGGUUCCUGGUGUCGGAGUUGUUCAAUCAAUCCGCCCGACCACCCGCUACCUCCAUCGCUAUCGCCGUGAACUGGACCGCAAACUUCAUCGUCAGCAUCGGCUUUCUGCCACUGCAAGAGGCACUAGGCGCUUACGUGUUCAUCAUCUUUGCGGUGCUGCAACUGUUCUUCACGAUCUUCAUAUACAAGAAAGUGCCGGAGACGAAGAACAAGACUAUGGAGGAGAUCAGUAGCAUGUUCAGGCAAAUAUCGUAUCAGUGAGGAGUGCAGUCCUCACAGAAAUGGGUAAAAUAUUUUUCAAAAACAAAAUCGGCAGGAAUGAACAAUGAGUGCGUUCGUUCUCUUUUUUUCUUUCUCUGUCUGUGUCGAGGAAUUCAGCGGUUUCGCAAAAGUGGCACACUAUUCUAUGGUCUAUCGAUGUGCUUCCAACAUUCUGCCCAUACGUAAUAUCAAAAUUCACCGGUGCUCGGUGAAUAUUUGUAUGUAAUCACAAUGUGUGCUACGAUGUAUUCGACAUACGUUACAACCCGCAAUCGUGCCAAUAUCUGGUAAUCCGGAAAUCUUAACUUUUUUAUUAUUUAAUUAUUUAACUCUUUUAGCGUUUUAUCUUUAGUUUCUUUAACUCGGAAAUUCCGUUUCACGUCAAGUUAUACGAGCGCGCACAUAAUAUGGUUUUGUCCUGGGGUUUAAAUUGUAUAAACUUACAUAUUAGUCUUAAUUCCUACAUGUUGCGUCCAGCGAAGAAAAAGUCAGAUCGCGAGAAGAACAAUUGAAAUGGCGCGAAACGGCUUAAGAAACAUGAUUCUUUCACGAAGUCUUUUCGAAAAAUGAUUUGUUCCUUUAGGAACAAUAAUAUACGCCAUUAUCUGUACCAGUACGAAAGAUUUUACAGCUCUAGUCAUGAGAAGACCUGUAGACGGAGUAUAAUGUUGGAAGAAUCUUACACGCUGGCUGAUUUUACUUUUAUUGUCGAAUCUCGAAUCGGUUGGUUUUACAUCGACAAAUUCGUAUCACUUCGUUAAAUGAAUUUUUAAUGCGAUAUCGCGCGCAAUUAUAUAUUAUAUUUUCAAGAAAUUAAUAAUGUCUCUCUCUUUCUUGAAUACAAUUGGGAUAUCUUUUAUAGAAUAACGGUUUUAUGAUAAUGAAUUAAAAGUUACGUUCUCACGAUUACUGAAUAAUCGCAUCGCGUUAUUGUUGUAAAAAAAAAUUUAAACCGUUGUUAAAAAGAAUAGAAAUGAUUAUAACGAUGAGCGUAUCAAAUAGCCUUUUUACGAAAUAAUUUAUAAUGGAAAUUUAAAGAAUAUUUUAUUAUACAUAAACUGAAGCGCAAGUUUUAUUCGAACGAGAACGGGAAGAAUGAUGUUUAGGAUAAUUGUAAAUACAGAAAUAUGUAAAGACUAUAGCAUUGUGCAUAGCAUAGGGAAUAAUUAUAUUUAUGCAUGUAGAUUUGAUUAAUGUUUAAGAAUAUAUCAACGUCAUCAUAUUUUUAAAUUAUUUAGAUUAAUUUUAAUAGUAUAUACAUAUAAAAGAAAAUAUGCGAUAUACUAAACGUAACUCAGGAACUUAUGCUGAUCAUAAAUAGCAGAAUGGAUACAAUGUUUUAUUUUUAUGCUGUGUUUCUUCGUGUCUCUCAAAGAAUACUCAUUAAUAAUCCGUUUUAGUAAUAAAACGAUGACAGAUUAUUGUAAAACAAAAAGGAACUAAGUUUAUUUGAUAACACAUUAAAUAAAACAUCGAUUUUUAUCUACUAUGUUAAAAAUAUGUCAUUUGAAAAAGUCUGAUCGAUUAGAAUUUCAGAUUUAUCAUACGUAUGAUUUAAUAUGUUAUUUAAUAUGUUAAUUAUUACGCCCACACACGUAUAUGUAAAAUGUAUUUGAAGUGUAUUAAUCGCAAACGCUAUUUGACUUGUCGCAAAACUGUAAAUAAUAGUUCUCAUCUUUAGUUAAUUGAUUGCUAAUUAUAGUAUAAGUUUUUGCAACGCAGUUAUUAGCAUUUAGGUUUAGAUGAUUCUUUUAUAAAUAAAUGUAUAAACUCUUGCCAAUCAAAAAAAGGAACAGUGUUAGACUCGGUAAUCUAUCAUUCGUACGCAAAGGGUUAUUUACUGGAAUUAUGACAAUUGAUCAAAAUUUCCUCAAUUAUCCUUAUUGAUAUGCCUGCCUAUACAAAAUGUAUCGCAUUAAAUGUUAUAAUUUUUCAAAAUGCGUUACCGUUUUAUAAUACUUGAUGCCCAAUAUUAUCAUGCAAAUAAAAAGGAAUGUCAAGAACAAAACAUA
Messenger RNA from Wasmannia auropunctata (little fire ant), 3824 nucleotides. RefSeq names its product solute carrier family 2, facilitated glucose transporter member 1-like. Gene Ontology annotation, molecular function: hexose transmembrane transporter activity. The record is from RefSeq and is a predicted model, not a curated record. Gene Ontology annotation, cellular component: membrane. The coding region runs from base 388 to 1812 and encodes 474 amino acids. Gene Ontology annotation, biological process: monosaccharide transmembrane transport. The transcript is spliced from 5 exons. Lineage: Eukaryota; Metazoa; Arthropoda; Insecta; Hymenoptera; Formicidae.